CAAAAAUUGACGGUUGAUUUUAUAGCUUUAUACAAUUUACUGUUUUCCUUCUUUUGACCGUCGAUAUCUACUCCCUAGCCUAGUAUUUGAAGGUCAAUUUUUUUUUGUGUCAUACGCAAUUUACAUUGCUUAUCAAACGGAGGUAUAAAUCAGGGAAGCUCCCGGGCCGUGAUAUCCAGAAACAAUCUUCGAUUACUUUUGGUGCGAAGGAUAGCGAGAGAUAGAUUGCGUUUAUUUGGAGGCUUUUGAGAAUGGAAGCGUGGUACAUGAAGGACAUUCAGGAAAAUGAAGAUCAACGGCUUCCUCAUCACUGUGAACCGAAGGAAUACGUUUCCCUGGAGAAGCUAGCGGAUUUGGGAGUUCUGUACUGGCACUUGGAGGGUGACAAUUACGAAACCUGUGAAGAGCUAGAGCGGAUCCGUAAGGAGAGGGGUUACAGUUACACGGACACUAUCACGUGCUCUCCCGGUAAACUUCCAAACUAUGAGGAGAAGCUCAAGAAUUUCUUUGAGGAGCACCUCCACCUGGACGAGGAGAUUCGGCUGGUGUUGGAGGGCAGCGGUUACUUUGAUGCGAGGGAUCACAAUGAUAGGUGGAUCAGGAUUUGGGUCAAACAAGGGGAUUUGAUUGUUUUGCCUGCAGGGAUGUAUCACCGUUUCACCAUGGACAGUGCUAACUAUACUAAGGCGAUGAGGUUAUUUGUAGGUGAGCCAGUGUGGACUCCAUACAACCGCCCUUAUGAUGAACAUCCCGUGAGGAAAGAGUAUAUCGACAAUUUCAUCAAGAAGGACGACACUUCCUCUGCCGUUGAAGCGCAUUAGUAAUUUUAACUUUUAAGAGUAACUGAUUGUGUGUGUCCAAUAUGUAAGCAAUCCAGUCAUUAUGUGUGUAACGUUGUGCGGUACAUUCACGCGAGUAAGGGAGAAAUAAAGGCAUCUAUAUAUAUAUAUAUAUUAAUAUAUAUACACACGUGAUUGUGAUUUCAGGUGGGGUGAAGUGCGUCCAUAUGUGGCAACUUCUUGUUUUGCUUUAGUCGGGGAAAUGUAACAGAUGAAUGUCAUAAUAAUAAAUGAUAAACAGUGUAAUCGAAGUAGUUCUGGAAAUAAAAAAUAAUUGAAUAAAGAGAAGAAUAAAAGAAGCUGUCCAGAGUUGGUCUCUGCA
Cryptomeria japonica (Japanese cedar) is the source of this 1161-nucleotide messenger RNA. RefSeq names its product acireductone dioxygenase 1. The record is from RefSeq and is a predicted model, not a curated record. Gene Ontology annotation, molecular function: acireductone dioxygenase [iron(II)-requiring] activity. Lineage: Eukaryota; Viridiplantae; Streptophyta; Pinopsida; Cupressales; Cupressaceae. The coding region runs from base 252 to 821 and encodes 189 amino acids. The transcript has 6 exons.